GAGCGCGGGGUGGGCCUAUUGCCGCCUCCAAAGCAACAGCAGCAAGAGGCGGCGGCCUGGCCUGAUCCGAUCCGGAGGACGCGGCCAUGGCGCUCUGGUGUUGGCCUCGCUGCUGCUGCUGCUGCUCGCGCUCCGCUUCGUCCCGGGCGGCGGGACUCUUGAGCAGCUUGCGGAGCUGGGGCUUGGCCGGCGGCGGCGGCACUAAGAAGCAGCCUGCCGGUGAACUGGCGGCGCCCGCGCUGAAGGCGGCCAAAUCUAGUUUUCUAGGGGAAAGAAUGUGCCUAUCCUUUCCAAAAAUGUAUAGUAUAUGUUGGCGCUUUGCCAAGUUUCAACAUACAACAGUGCAAACUCACUGCUUUGGUAAAGUAGUUAGCGACGAACAAUAUAAAGAUCCUUUUAAACUUGGAAGGAAAGACUUGAAAAAUCUCUAUGAGGAUAUUAAAAAGGAAUUAUGGGUUUCUACUACAGAACUUAAGGAAAUGUGUGAAUAUUACUUUGAUGGUAAAGGGAAGGCCUUUCGACCAAUUAUUGUGGCACUAAUGGCCAGAGCAUGCAAUUUUCAUCACAACAGUUCUGGAGAAGUGCAAGCAAGCCAACGCUCUAUAGCAUUAAUUGCCGAAAUGAUCCAUACUGCUACUCUAGUUCACGAUGAUGUAAUUGAUGAUGCCAAUUCACGAAGAGGAAAAUUGACUGUUAAUCAAAUCUGGGGGGAAAGGAAGGCAGUCUUAGCUGGUGAUUUCAUCCUUUCUGCAGCAUCUUUAGUUUUAGCGCGUAUUGGGAACACAAGUGUUCUUUCUGUAAUAACGCAAGUGAUUGAAGAUCUGGUGCGUGGUGAAUUUCUCCAGCUGGGUUCCAAAGAAAAUGAAAACGAGAGAUUUGCUCACUACCUCGAAAAAUCUUUUAAGAAGACUGCAAGUCUUAUAGCGCACAGCUGUAAAGCAGUUUCCAUGCUAGGCUGCCCUGAUCCAAAGGUUCAUGAGAUUGCAUAUCAGUAUGGAAAAAACAUUGGGAUAGCAUUUCAGCUGGUAGAUGAUGUACUGGAUUUUACAUCAUGUUCUGAACAGCUAGGAAAGCCAGCUGCAGCAGACCUUAAGCUUGGACUAGCCACUGGACCGGUCUUAUUUGCUUGCCAGCAGUUCCCAGAGAUUAAUGCCAUGAUAAUGAGACGAUUCAGUUUCCCAGGUGAUGUCCAACGUGCCCAGGAAUUUGUAUUGCAGAGCAAUGGCAUACAGCAGACAACCUACCUCGCCCAGCGUUAUUGCCAUGAAGCAGUGAAGGAGAUUGGCAAGCUUAGACCAUCUCCAGAAAGAGAUGCCCUUAUGCAGCUGGCAGAAAUUGUCUUGUCGCGAGACAAGUGAUCCUCUUCUUCCCCUUGGUGAUUCUGGCAGCUAUUUUACCAGACUGUGCCUAAACUGUUUCAGAACAUCUGGGCUUGCUUCUGGUGGCGUUUCCAUUUUUAAAAAAAGUUCUCCUAGUUAAGUGACUAGGCUUAUGAAAUGCUUUUAUUGAAGGAAGCCUCACACCACAAUGGUGAAACACAAUCAGUCUGUUAAAUUGGUAGCAGCACUUGGUACCCGUGUUUUUAGUGAAGAGGUUUCUUGUUUUGUGUGGGCAUUUGUUUACACUGUUCACUAUUAAUGCUGAAGGCCACAAACAAUAAAAUACAAUCAAUGUAUUAAA
Messenger RNA from Candoia aspera, 1680 nucleotides. It is a transcript of the gene PDSS1, whose product is annotated as decaprenyl diphosphate synthase subunit 1. The transcript is spliced from 11 exons. NCBI's taxonomy places the organism in Eukaryota, Metazoa, Chordata, Lepidosauria, Squamata, Candoiidae. Bases 87 to 1358 code for a protein of 423 amino acids. Gene Ontology annotation, molecular function: prenyltransferase activity. Gene Ontology annotation, cellular component: transferase complex; mitochondrion. The record is from RefSeq and is a predicted model, not a curated record. Gene Ontology annotation, biological process: isoprenoid biosynthetic process; ubiquinone biosynthetic process.